AUGGCGCCGCCAGCACCCUGCCGCUCAUCGUCUCUCCCCCGCCUCCCUAAAGCCACGAAGCAGACCCGCCCCGCCGCCGGCCCGCCCAGGCCCAGAUCUGGGCCGAGCAGGCGCCGCCAGGCCGCGCCGCCGCGUCACCCCGCCGCCAAUGGCGACGCCGCCGUCCAGAAGUCCGCCCCCGCUCGCGUCGGGAGCCCCCGCCGCCGCGCUGGACCGCCGCCGCCUAGAAGCACCGCCCGGGGUCGCCCCGUCCCGCGCCGGUGGACACCCGAGAGGGGGAAAGCCAGAGGGCCGCCGCCACCAGCGUCGCCCGGGCCAGGCCCGCAGCGGGCGCCGACGACGGCGGCAGAGAGGAAGGGGGAGGGAGAGGCGCGCGGGGGAGAGGGCUGGGCGCGGCCGGCCGCCCGCGGGGGCGGCGCGGUCGCGAGAGAGAAGAGGAGAGGAAAUUUGGAUGCUAGCUGCCCUUUCCAUUAUAGUGUUUUUCGUAAAUAUAAUCUUUAA
Messenger RNA from Aegilops tauschii subsp. strangulata, 501 nucleotides. The record is from RefSeq and is a predicted model, not a curated record. Lineage: Eukaryota; Viridiplantae; Streptophyta; Magnoliopsida; Poales; Poaceae.